Cetraspora pellucida is the source of this 180-nucleotide messenger RNA. Lineage: Eukaryota; Fungi; Glomeromycota; Glomeromycetes; Diversisporales; Gigasporaceae. The record is from the annotation of a GenBank genome assembly.
AUGUGGUAUACUUAUGAUGAAACUAUAUAUGAAAUUGGGAUACAAGCUAGUGCACAAACUAAUGAGAUUGGUGUACAAGUUAAUAAAAAGACCCACAAGAUAAAAGAUCUUAAAAAACAAUUAAAAUAUACAUAUGAUUAUAUAGUAGAGAGUUGGGAUCAUAUCCAAGAAAUAAAUAAA